This is a messenger RNA of Cyanistes caeruleus (blue tit), 4466 nucleotides long. RefSeq names its product aminoadipate-semialdehyde synthase (gene AASS). Gene Ontology annotation, cellular component: cytoplasm. Gene Ontology annotation, molecular function: saccharopine dehydrogenase activity. NCBI's taxonomy places the organism in Eukaryota, Metazoa, Chordata, Aves, Passeriformes, Paridae. The record is from RefSeq and is a predicted model, not a curated record.
UGGGCAAGCCCUCCAUGGGAGGGGAAUUUGCUUCACUGCAGGCUUGGGUAUGAGAUGCAGUGUUUUAGUUCAAACUGCUCUCAUCAUUUUGUUUUAGUGUCCAGAGAUAGCGACAUGGUGUGACAAGGCUUCCUGUAUUUUGAGAUCAUUAUGCUCUUUUGAGAACCCUUUUAGCAUGCUGAAGAGAAGUGUCACAAAAUACCUCCAACUUCAGUUCAUUAACCUUUGCUGGUGGUCAAAUGUAGCCAUGGUAGGAAGACCAUACCUGGAGCUGUUGUAGAUGGCUGAGCGCUUCCCUUCACGCUGUCCUUUGUGCGCUGGAGCCUCUGUUUCAGCAAGCCUGGAGUUAAACAGGACCUCUGAAGUCUUUAGGUGUAUAGAGAUUUUACAAGUUUGAGGCAUGAGGACAAACAGGAUUUUCCAAAUGAUUCAGAUAUAGAGAUUCAUGUAUUAUCAGUUAAAAUUGUGUUGGAAACAAAGUUCACAUUCUUGAAGCCUUUCUCUUGAGAUCCACAUCUUUUAAUUGUGUGAGUAUCUGAAGACUUUAGCUACUGAAUACUUGGUGCUGGCCCUGGCAGUGUCUCUGCAGAAAUAAGCAGCGGCAUGUAGGCUUCACUGGGAGCAAAAAAGAUGAGAUAGAAAAUAAAGGGGGAUUCCUCUGCAGUGGGCAUCUGUUCUAGUGAAGUUUUGCAGAAAAUUCAUAUUAGGUUGAAAACCUGUUGUUUCUAAUCACACAUAUGGUUACUGCUACUCAGUAGUUAAGGUCUUGACUUUAUCUUCUGGUUUUGGCGCGUGUAAGAAUUAGUUAUGAAAAAAUACUUAGUGCUGGGCUUUCACUUUAAAUCAACUGCUUGCCAUCCAGCCUGUGUUCCGUUUGCUUUCUGUGUGUUUGUUACUUCUGGCUGUUUUUGAUGCAAGUUGUGAUGAUCUUUGAAUGAUUUAUGGUGGGAAAUAAAUUGGAAAAUUCAAGUUUCCAGAAUUCUUCUUAAACUUUGUAAUUAAAAACUAGCUGCAUAGAACAGAUCAAAAGCCUUAUUUUACAGUAAUCAAAACAACUAUUAAAAUUGAAAAUUUGUCUCUAAGGAUACCUCAUCAGACCAAGAUGCAACAAAAUUCACUCAAAUUGAAUUCAUGUCUCACAAAAGUAUGAAGAGUAUGAAGUAUCUGGUUUGUGUUUUACAGCAGAUGCUAAAGGAGACCAGAACUUUUACACAGACAAUGUCUGAAGUGUAUAUGUACUUGUGUUGUUUUAUUACUUUGUCUUUGCUGCCAUCAGGCUUUACCAUGCUCCGAGCCUUUAGUCACACAAAUGGUAGGUGUGUGUUCCACCACGCUAAGUGUUGGCAUCAUCGUAAGUCUGUGCUGGCAAUCAGGAGGGAAGAUGUCAAUGCUUGGGAAAGAAGAGCACCUCUAGCACCAAAGCAUGUUAAGGAGUUGACAAAGAUGGGAUACAAGGUCUUGGUGCAGCCGUCAAACCGGAGAGCCAUCCAUGAAAAGGAGUAUGUCAAAGCAGGUGCCAUUAUUCAAGAAGAUAUUUCUGAGGCUUCUCUGAUAAUUGGUGUGAAGAGACCUCCAGAGGACAAAUUAAUCCCUAAAAAGAACUAUGCCUUCUUCUCUCACACUAUUAAAGCCCAAGAGGCAAACAUGCCACUUUUGGAUGAGAUUUUAAGACAGGAAAUUCGACUGUUUGACUAUGAAAAAAUGGUUGAUCAUAAAGGAAUGCGAGUUGUGGCCUUUGGAAAGUGGGCUGGUGUAGCAGGAAUGAUCAACAUUCUACAUGGAUUGGGUUUACGGUUUUUAGCUCUGGGUCAUCACACUCCUUUCAUGCACAUUGGGAUGGCACAUAACUACAGGAAUAGCAGUCAGGCUGUGCAGGCAGUACGGGAUGCCGGGUAUGAAAUUUCACUGGGACUGAUGCCAAAGUCCGUGGGGCCCUUAACAUUUGUGUUUACAGGCACUGGUAAUGUUUCUAAGGGUGCUCAAGAACUGUUCAGUGCUCUCCCAUGUGAGUUUGUGGAACCACAUGAGUUAAAGGAAGUUUCCAGAUCUGGAGAUCUCAGGAAAGUCUAUGGAACAGUGUUAAGUCGUCACCAUCAUCUUGUAAGGAAACGUGAUGGACAGUAUGAUCCAGUAGACUAUGACAAACAUCCAGAAAAUUACAUUUCUCGCUUUCACAUUGAUGUCGCACCCUACACAACUUGUUUAAUUAAUGGCAUUUACUGGGAGCAAAAUAGUCCUCGCUUGCUGAGUCGGCAGGACACUCAGAAGCUGCUGGUGCCAGUUAAAUCUGCUGCUGGUGCAACGGAUGGCUGUCCUGAAUUACCACACAGACUUCUGGCCAUAUGCGACAUUUCAGCAGAUACUGGAGGAUCUAUAGAAUUUAUGACUGAGUGUACAACAAUUGACAACCCAUUUUGUAUGUAUGAUGCUGACCAGCAUAUUACUCACGACAGUGUUGAAGGCUCGGGGAUUCUGAUGUGUUCCAUUGACAAUCUGCCAGCUCAGCUUCCUAUAGAAGCAACAGAGUACUUUGGGGAUAUGCUUUUCCCUUAUAUUGAAGAGAUGCUGUUAUCAGAAGGCUCAGAACCUCUUGAAAAGCAGAAUUACUCACCUGUUGUUCGAGAUGCAGUGAUUGCAUCCAAUGGCUCACUGACACCUAAGUAUCAAUAUAUCCAGAAACUGAGAGAGAGCAGGGAACAGGCUCAGUCACUGAAGAUGGGUGAUGAGAAGAGGGUUUUAUUGCUUGGAUCUGGCUAUGUUUCUGGCCCUGUGCUUGAAUAUCUCACUAGAGAUUCCAACAUUGACGUCACAGUUGUAUCUGUCAUGAAGGAGCAACUUGAACAACUGACAACGAAGUACAGAAAUGUUACUCCAGUUCAUAUGGAUGUCCUUAAGCAUGAGGAAAAGCUGUCCUCUUUGGUGAAAAAACACGACCUUGUGAUCAGUUUGCUGCCUUAUUCGGCACAUCCUUUUGUUGCUAAGAAAUGUAUUGACAACAAAGUGAACUUGGUAACAGCCAGCUACUUAACACCAGCCAUGAAAGAACUUCAGGAGAGUGUAGAAGCUGCUGGUAUUACAGUUGUCAGUGAAAUGGGCUUGGAUCCUGGUCUUGAUCACAUGUUAGCGAUGGAAUGUAUUGACAAGGCGAAAGAAGUUGGUGCUACGGUUAUAUCGUACACUUCUUUCUGCGGUGGCCUACCAGCUCCAGAGCACUCUGACAAUCCUCUGAGAUACAAGUUCAGCUGGAGUCCACAAGGAGUGUUGCUGAAUACAGUUCAGUCUGCUACAUAUUUAAAAGAUGGAGAGAUUAUCAAUAUUCCACCUGGAGGAGCUUUACUGGAUUCUGUUACUCCAAUGGAUUUUUUCCCAGGAUUAAACCUUGAAGGUUUUCCUAACAGAGACAGUACAAAAUAUGCUGAGCCAUACGGUAUUCAGACAGCUCGCACUUUACUGAGAGGCACUUUAAGAUACAAAGGGUACUCCAGAACUAUGGGGGGCUUUGUAAAACUCGGAUUAAUUAAUCCAGAUCCUUAUCCUUUGCUAAGCUCAACUAAGCCACCUCUAACCUGGAAAGAGCUCAUGUGCAAACUGGUUGGAAUUAAGUCACCUGCUGAGCCCAGUGUUCUUAGAGAAGCUGUAUUUAGCAAACUGGAGAAGGACAAAAGUCAGCUGGAAGCAGUGGAAUGGUUAGGUUUACUGGGAGAUGAACUGGUUCCAGCAGCAGAUUCCAUUGUAGGGGCUCUUGCAAAGCACAUGGAGACGAAGCUGCCCUUUGGCGCUGGAGAGAGAGAUAUGAUUGUAAUGAGAAGUGAAAUAGGUCUCAGGCAUCCUUCUGGCCAUUUGGAAGACAAAUUUAUUGAUCUGGUUGUCUAUGGGGAUAACAAAGGGUAUUCUGCAAUGGCUAAAACAGUAGGAUACCCCGCAGCUAUUGCUGCUAAAAUGGUUCUAGAUGGUGAAAUAACUGCCAAAGGCAUGGUCAUACCUUUGACAAAGAAUGUUUACGGGCCAAUACUUGAGCGCGUUCGGGCAGAAGGCAUUAUGUACAGCACUCGCAGCGUUAUCAAACAGUAACUGAAAACUGGAUUUAAUCAGGUUUUGGCCUCCUUUGGUUCCCCCACGUCCCCUUUUAGAAUCUCACUUUGGACCAGCUAAGGGCAUUUAAGACCUGCCAUUUCAUAUACAAAUGUUGCCUUCCAUAAAACCCGCCACAAGGCUUGAUGUAGAAACCAUAGAUACUCACAGAUUGUGAUGUUUUCCUCUUAAAAUUCUUAAACUUCUAUGUACAUGUUUUGGCAUCAAUCAGAACUUAUAUCUUUUCUAAAAUAUCUCAGAAGGGUUUUUUAUUGUUAUUAGAGUUUAUCUUCUAAGUCUAUAGGGUUGUUAUUGUGACAAAUUUAAGCUGGAAGAAAAAUCUUAGUGGAUUAUUUUGUGGUGGAAAAGUCUGGGUAAUGAACUCCACUGAUGAA